AGAGGCUGCUAAAACUUUCACUACUAGCAAAGUUGGACCAAAAAUAGGCAAAAGAAACCCGACCAAGCAACAUGAACAUGAACGACAGUCGACGCAACACCGCCACGGAAUUCAGCUAUAUCCUGCAGCGCCAGGGCAGCGAUGUGUCGGUUGCCGAGGCUUAUGCAUUCGAUGACUUCAACAAUAUAAUGAAGAACAACCAUCAGACACAUCAGCAACAGGGCCAGCCGCAACAGCCACAUCAGCAGCAGCCUUCGCAGCAGCAGCAGCAACGCCAGCCUUCGCAGCAGCAGCAGCAGCAGCAGCAAGCACAGCAGGAUGCCGGACUGGGGGACACGCUGUCCUCGCUGCCACAGGCCUCGUUCAACUACAUCAACUCCAUCGUGGGCAGCGGCGUCAUCGGCAUACCCUACGCCCUCCACAGGGCCGGAUUCGGACUGGGUCUGGCCCUGCUCAUCCUGGUGGCCUACAUCACCGACUACUCACUCAUCCUGAUGGUCAGAUGCGGCCACAUCUGCGGCCGGUUCAGCUAUCCGGGCAUCAUGGAGGCGGCCUACGGCAAGUACGGAUACUACCUGCUCUCCCUCCUGCAGUUCAUGUAUCCCUUCCUGGCCAUGAUUUCCUACAACGUGGUGGUGGGCGAUACGCUGUCGAAGGUUCUGGUUCGCUUCUUCCCCUCCUGGGGCGGAUCCAUGGGCGCCGUCCGACUGGGCGUGGUCUUCUUCGUCAACGUGGGCGUGGUGAUGCCCCUCUGCCUCUACAAGAACGUCUCCAGACUGGCCAGAGCCAGCUUCAUUAGCCUGGCGUGCGUGGUCUUCAUCCUGUUUGCCGUAAUCAUCAAGCUCAUGUCGGGCGAUUACAAAGUGACGGACACGGCGGAGUCCUGGCGGUUUGCCAACUCGGAUCUAAUCCCGGCCACGGGCAUCAUGGUCUUCGCUUUCAUGUGUCAUCACAACACCUUCCUCGUUUAUCAAUCGAUGCGCGACGCGACCAUGGAGCGCUGGGAGAAGGUCACCCACAUUUCGAUUGGAUUUGCCUGGACGGUGGCGGCCCUGUUCGGCAUCGCCGGCUACUCCACCUUCCGCGCCCUUUCCCAAGGCGACCUGCUGGAGAACUACUGCUGGGAUGACGACCUGAUGAACUUCUCGCGUGUGCUCUUCUCCAUAUCGAUACUCCUGACCUUCCCCAUCGAGUGCUUCGUGUCCCGCGAGAUCGUGCGCGCCCUCGUCCAUCGGUUCGUGCUGAAGGAGCCCAUCAGCGAGUUCACCCAGGACAAGGACCCCAGCCUGGAGAAGGGGGCCAUCAUCGAUGAGUACUCGAAAGCCAUUACCAUGGCCAUCGUGUUCAGCGCCUUCGUUAUCUCGCCCAUGACCGACUGCCUGGGUUCGGUGCUGGAGCUGAAUGGUCUCCUGGCGGCCAUACCCCUGGCCUACAUCCUGCCCGGCCUGGCCUACAUCCAGAUGGAGCCGCACGCCCUGCUCAGCCGGGAGAAGCUGCCCGCUCUGGGCCUGGUGGUCUUCGGAGCCCUGGUGACCAUCCUGGGGGCGGCGGUGCUCCUGCCGGGACUAAUGGGCGGCGACUGUCGAUCGGACAUUGUGAUGGGCUACUGCCGGCAGGAGUUCCAGAACACCACCUCCACGAACUAAGUUAAGGGAGCGAA
Messenger RNA from Drosophila santomea, 1660 nucleotides. RefSeq names its product putative sodium-coupled neutral amino acid transporter 11. Gene Ontology annotation, biological process: amino acid transmembrane transport. The transcript has 10 exons. The coding region runs from base 72 to 1646 and encodes 524 amino acids. The record is from RefSeq and is a predicted model, not a curated record. NCBI's taxonomy places the organism in Eukaryota, Metazoa, Arthropoda, Insecta, Diptera, Drosophilidae. Gene Ontology annotation, molecular function: amino acid transmembrane transporter activity.